GCGAGUCUUGUAUCUCCACCUGCUCUCGCAUACCUGUCCCGGCUUCUCAGACCUUGACCAUCGCCGAGCCAUGAAGACCACGGUGAGCGUGAUGAGGCUGCUGCUGCUGGUGGUGCUGGCCAUGGUGCUGUCGAUGACGGACCCUACGGAGGCACGUCCAGACAUACCACAGCCGCUGACUACCUGCCUUCGACACUGUCUGUGCAACACAAAUGGCUGCAAACUCUGUUUCGCAGCUGUGGAAGACGGCACCACCACGACCUAUGCAGGCCUUGGCGCGUGUCUUGACGCGGUGACUGAUAUUACACCUUUGACCAACAACACAGAAUGCAUCCCUCGAAGCCGACCCAUAGGAGGAAACCACGAACCCACGACCCUGAACGUUAUCUACGAACGCUGUUUGUGUGAGGACAUCCAGGGGACAACCACGUGCAACGCCUGCUUUGAUAGGGUCGACGCUGGCACCAUAACUACAUAUGAAGAACUUGGAGCCUGUCUGGACGCUGUAGCACCUGCUCUGUCCAGCGACAUAACAUGUAUCGGCUGCAAUCAAGGCUAAAAUAGAGACUGGUGGAGCCCUUGGCAUGUUACCAUCGGCCACGCACUACUUCUCGAAAUCAGGUUACACUGAGAAGGGAACGAUGGCCUGACCGAACCCAAGACCACGGCUACCAAUGAUGUUACUGCUGGCACCACCAUCACCACUACUAUCUACUACUACUACUACUACUACUACUACUACUACUACUACUACUACUUCAUCUCUUCUCAACGGCAGCAUGCAUGGAAUUCCACAAGAUGCGAGCAUAGCACAUCCACAAGCACCACUACUAAAUUGAAGAAAAAAUACCAAUGCUUAAAGGUUCUCAAGUCUCCAGCCCUGUUAGGCCCCUUUCACACUUGCGGGCGAGGCCCUCGUCCGCGCUUACAAUACAUAAAGCGGACGCGGGCCUUCAGGUAUCCUUUCAGACGGCGCGGGUGAAAACUGGCCGCCACCCGCAGGAAGGUGGAAGGAGGCAGGAGAAAGACAGGAAAAUAUAUGGAAAACCAGGGAAAGCAAGGUCUUUUGGAGGAAAGGAGAGACAAAAAUAAAGCUGGAGGAGGAAGGGAGAUAAAGGAAUAAAAUUGAUAAAAUGAAAGACCAAAAAUUAAUAUAGAUGGCAGAGCAAAAAGAGAAAAUGGGAAAAAGGAGAGAAGGGAGAAGGAAGAUGAGGAAGUAAACACGAGGGAGAAGAGCAUCAAAAUUUUUCCUAUAAAUAAAGUUAAAAAUAAAAAGUGAAACAGGAAAAUGAACGCACAACAAAUCACAUUGAAACCAACCAGAAUACUGAAUGAGUUUUCUUUGGAGAGAUACGCGGGCCACGGGCAUCGCCCGCGCCGUGUGAAAACACACAAUGAACACUGUAUGUACCCUUUGCUGCUAUGCGCGGACGCGGGCCCGCAGAUGACCCAAGAGGGGCCCCGAGUUGAAUUUCGCCCGCGCGCGGGCGACGUCCACGGCGUGUGAAAGGUUCCAUAGAAAACAUCAGUCAUAAGUUGACGCGCGUCCGCGUUAUAAGCGCGGACGCGGGCCUGGGCCCGCAAGUGUCAGUUCUUUAAUUGUUUGUCUAUCUGCCAGUCUGUCUUCCGGCACACUUUCUGUUCUUGAUUUGCUUUGAAAAAUAAUAAAAAUGCA
This is a messenger RNA of Eriocheir sinensis (Chinese mitten crab), 1675 nucleotides long. RefSeq lists its product as uncharacterized. The record is from RefSeq and is a predicted model, not a curated record. The transcript has 9 exons. Lineage: Eukaryota; Metazoa; Arthropoda; Malacostraca; Decapoda; Varunidae. The coding region runs from base 71 to 559 and encodes 162 amino acids.